This is a messenger RNA of Kickxella alabastrina, 1626 nucleotides long. Its product is annotated as Nsp1-like C-terminal region-domain-containing protein. The transcript is spliced from 8 exons. Gene Ontology annotation, cellular component: nuclear pore; nuclear pore central transport channel. The coding region runs from base 145 to 1545 and encodes 466 amino acids. Gene Ontology annotation, biological process: protein import into nucleus; RNA export from nucleus. The record is from RefSeq and is a predicted model, not a curated record. Lineage: Eukaryota; Fungi; Kickxellomycota; Kickxellomycetes; Kickxellales; Kickxellaceae. Gene Ontology annotation, molecular function: structural constituent of nuclear pore; phospholipid binding.
AUUCAAUUCAAUUUGUUUUUUUUACUUCCCACACCAUUUAUAUUGAAAGAGUUGUUGAAUCGGCAGUUGAAAAUAAAAUAAACAAUAAAGAUCGCGUCACAUUUCAUAUUUUCAUUCUUGUCUCAAUUUUUUAAAUCUAAACAAAUGAGCUUUGGCAACACCAGCGGUGCGCAGGGAGGAGGCAGCGGUGGCGGCGGCGGCGGCUUUGGCGGCUUUGGUGCUACUUUUGCGGUGCUUGGCGGCAGCCCCAAGCCCGCCAGCGCGCCACUUUUUGGCGCACCCGCCACCACGGCCUCAGGCAAUCUUUUUGGCUCGUCGAACACAAUGGCCGCAACUGCAGCUAGCAAGGCAGAGCCCGUGAAGGCCUCCCCCGCGGUUUCUUCGACUACGUCUUUGUUUGGAGCUGCAUCCACGACAUUGCCGUCGCUUGGUACUGGUGGCGGUAGUUUGUUUGGCGCCAAGCCAUUGGCUUCGACAGCUGCACCGGCAUCCGCGUCUGUCACUGCCUCUGCCGCCCCGGCUGCGUCUUCCGCUGGAUUCAUGUUUGGCAAUACCACGGCUGCAGCUAAACCGGAUGCCGCGGCGCCCGCGACCACCACUGCAGCAUCAAACCCCACUGCCUGCACGGGCCUGGGCGGAUCCAAACUCCCGAGCACCUCAGUUGCCAGCGGCAGCCAGGCUGUGGACGACAAGGAAAAGGCAGACAGCGCCGCGGCAAUCGAUCCCACCAAGAUUGAGAACUCGACACAUCUGGUUAACACAGCUCUGCAAAACAAGACCGUUGAGGAGAUUGCGCGGAUGUGGACACAGGAGCUCACCGAGCAGACGCGUAAAUUCCACACUCAGGCCAACACUGUAAGCUACUGGGACCGUGCACUUGUUCAGCAGGGCAAGCGGAUUACAGAGCUUUACGAGGCCACAAUGUCUGUCGAGUCCGAGCAAGCGGCACUGGACCAAAGCCUGGAGCACAUGGAGAGCCAGCAAAAGGCAUUAGAGGAUCUGCUCAACAGCUACGAGGGCCGUGUGCAGGAUAUUGUCACUUCGGGUACCAAGGGCAUGAUGAGUGCUGACGAGGAGCGCGAUCAUCGCCUCAAUAUGCAGCUGGACGAGAUUGCCCGUCGCUUGACUACCCUUGUGGAGGAUGUCAAUGGAAUUUCGAACGCUAAUACGGAGGCUGAGGGACAGCGUGGCGAUCCGUUUGCGCAGAUCGUGCAGAUACUUAAUGCGCAUUUGACCUCGCUCGAGUGGACGGAGGCCCUGCAGGAACGGGUCAAGACGGCUCAGAAGGUUUACCAGGAGGUCAAUUCGGCGCAGACGUCGAUUUCCUCUGGUGCUGGUGCUGCCGAGGAUGCUGGCUUUAGGGAUGAGGUGUUGACUAUUCCCGGCGCCUUUGUUAGUGAGCAGGCUCCUCCUAUUAAUUCGUCGUUUGGCACGCCUAUGAGCAAUGUGCGCAGGGGGUUGGGCUCUAGCUUUUUGGGCGGUCGCACAGGCCCUGCGCCAGCGUCGCCAUUUUCUAAUACCCCGACCGCGCGCCGUGGAUUCUAAGGUCAUGGACUUUUAUUCUCUUUUAUUAACUACCUGAAUAUCAUUAUUUUUAAAUUAAAUGAUAAAUAUCUUUUUGAGAGG